Messenger RNA from Pseudomyrmex gracilis, 1130 nucleotides. Its product is annotated as pre-mRNA-splicing factor Syf2. The transcript has 4 exons. Gene Ontology annotation, cellular component: catalytic step 2 spliceosome; Prp19 complex; post-mRNA release spliceosomal complex. Lineage: Eukaryota; Metazoa; Arthropoda; Insecta; Hymenoptera; Formicidae. The record is from RefSeq and is a predicted model, not a curated record. The coding region runs from base 201 to 899 and encodes 232 amino acids.
UGUGUAUACAAUUAUGUGCAUCAAAUUUGUCAGUACAGAACUUUUGCUAUAUAUGUAGUUUUGCAUAGCUAUAGAUGGCGUUUUUGGAAUGUGUACUUCUACCAUUUUGUUUGCUCUUUAGUGCGUGAUAAAUAAAUAAUGUAAAGAGUGUACGGUAGAGUGUGAUCGUAAGUUUAUUGAAAAAACAUAUUUUAUUCAAGAUGGAUGACGCUGCAUCGAGCACGUCGUCUGCGCAAUCCAUCAAGACAAAAUAUGAAGAAAGAAUGAAACGACUCAGAGAUCUUCAUGUUAAAAGAAAUGAAGCCAGAAUGCAAAAUCACAAGGAAGUCGUGGAGGAGGAUAAAAGGAAUAAAUUGCCUUCCAAUUGGGAAUCUCGCAAGAGACAGGCUGAGUGGAUAAUGCAGGAUGAAGCUGCUAGAAAAGAAGCAGAAGCUAAGGGUGAAGAUUAUGAUCGGAAGAAGUUACUGAAUAUUGACGCCACAGAAGCGGAAAAAAUAGCCAGGAAAAAGAAAAGCAAACAAAAUCCAGAUCCGGGUUUUUCUGAUUACGAACAAGCAGCGAUACGUUCAUACAACCGUUUAGUGAAAAACAUUAAACCAAAUAUGGAAUCGUACGAGGAAGCAAAACAGAAAUUAGGACCUGCCUUUUACGGAGAUCGAAACACAAUACUUCACGGCUUGCAUGAAGACAAAAAGGAUGCAAUAGACAAAAUGGUUACAGAUCUGGAGAAACAAGUUGUAAAGAGGGAGAAGUACAGUAGACGCAGAAUGCAUAAUGACGACGCCGACAUCGACUACAUUAAUGAGCGUAAUGCUAGGUUUAAUCAGAAAUUGGAGAGAUUCUACGGCGAAUACACUCGUGAGACAAAGCUCAACUUGGAAAGAGGUACAGCUAUAUAAUGAGAGUGUCGCUGUAAUUAUUACAACACUUUUGUAUUAUACUAAUUUUUAUACAAGUAAAUUUGAAGUUUUUGUAGUAGUUAAUCAAAUAUAUCUUUCACGAAACUAUUAUCAAUUAUGUAUCUAUUGUUGUUGUAUGUGAAACUAAAUGUCGAAAUUUCGUCGAAAAAAGAUCAAUCGCGCUAGAAAAUCUGAUUAGACACGGUAUUUGCUAAAAAAAAAAAAAAAAAA